AUGGACAACUCAAGUUAUGAAAUGGAGUAUGAUUUCUUCAAUCAAUUUCCUGACGAAACCGUUGAAGAAGUUCUUCCCGCUGCAUUUGACCGCACCACCAAUGCAUUCAGAACCAAAAUAUUAAAUAUUGGAUGGGCUUUGAAAAAAAACCACAGCAAAGCUUACAACAAGUACAAACAAGUUGAAAAACUCGCUGAAGGUGAGAGCCGUUGCGACAGAAAAAUCCAUAAAAAAUGCGCUGGUGCUUUGCGAUGCCUCAAUCUGCAAUGCAAAAGACCUGAAUGGGUCAAAGAUCAACGACCUCCUGUUGACUGGAAAGACGAACUUGGCUGCCUCAAAAAGUUUCAAUGCCCAUAUUGUGAGGCGCCAUUGAAGCGGAUCAACUGGGAUAGGCCAAACAUCACUGCUGCUGCUGCCAUUGCUGGCAUCGAUCCAUCUACUGGCGCCAUCACGAAAAGCGCCAGAGAAAUCAACAGUGUAAUGGCAAAUCAUGGACGCACCAAGUAUGAGAUCCGGAAGUCGAAGGUCCAACAAGAUCUAUCUUCUACCAAAGAAGAUGUGGUAGCUGCCUUUGAAGAUCUUGAUGAGAAGUAUCCAGGCUUUAUGGAUUCAGCACAGAUUGUCCCUAGCAAGGUUUUUGUGAGCUUCUGUUCACCUGAAAUGCUUCAGCGUAAUCUCCCUUUUGCAGAUCAACCGAUCAUAACAGAUGUGACUUUCAAAGCCGUCCCAAAGGGCUAUUAUCUAUGCUCAAGUGUCAUCUAUAUCGAGCAACUCCAGAAGCAUGUCGUCUUUCAUCAAGCGAUAGUCCAAAGCAACACUACACAUGUUUUCAAAGAUUACUUUGUUGCUUUGUUUAGAAAAUUUGAUGUCGAACUGGAGAAGUUUUUGGGAGUCAUUAUGGACUUUUCAGCUGCCCAACGCGAAGGUUUCAUACUAGCCCUCAGGGAUAACUUUGGUGUCAAGCAGCACAAUGCAUUACCUUUUUUAAAAGGGUGCUAUAUGCAUUGGAUGCAGUCAGUCAAGCGCAUGUCCAACAACCGCCAAGUUGUCAAGCCAGAUGAGAUUGAUACCUUCUUGAAGCUAGUCCAUCGGUUCCGUACCACAAGAAACAGUAUCGAAUUCUUUCGAACUGGUAAGGAGCUUUUGACCUUCUUUCCCAACUGUAAAAAGGGGUUACAGUGGUGGCUCCAACCUGGUGUCUCAAGUAUGGUAUUCAGAUGCAAGUCUUUGAUGAAGGACGACUUGAGGCAACACAAGAGCCGCUCAUCCAAUACCACUGAGGCGUUUCAUAGUGCCUUAUACAAGUUGAUGCCAGAGAAAAGACAACCCGUUUCGACAAGCUUAAGACUUUUGUUGCAGGUCGCCAAGCGUGAUGGAAUGAUGUUGUUGGGUUUUUAUGACCACAAUAUCCGACCACAUUACGGAAACAAUCCCAAGAAGCCGACAAAAAAGUAUGCAACUCUGUAUGAAAUUAAUGACGGCCGUGCGCUAGAUAACAACACAGCACUCUUUGGCACCAAGAAGAGAAAACAAGAAGUGGUGCUCAUUAGCGAUGCUGAGGAGGAUGGCAAACGCAAGGCCAAGAAAGCAAAAACACGUGAUGUUAGUUUGGAUGCUGCCAUAAUUGAGCAUCUGGAUGAAACUGAUGAAAUGGAGAGGAACUGUCCCAAGAUGGAUGAUUUCCCAGAUGAUGAUAUCAGUGAUGAGAAACUGUUCCUUGAACUGCUCUCAAACGACGAAUGCAAAAGCGAUAAAGCAGAAAAUGUAUUUGAUAGAACUGAGAACCUAGAUGAAGACAUUAAGAAUAUGUUUGAUGACCUUGGAACUCCUGUUGAAAAUGUUUUCGACUCAGACGAAGAAUUCAAAUCGUUCGUUAUUGAUCUUGUAUCAUCAUCAUCAUCAUUUUCUUCUUCUUUAAUGAAAACCAAAUGCAACCCCCCGUCAGUUUUACAACACAAGUCUGAGCCUACCUCAUCCAAGAUAAGAGCACUAUCCAAUUCUGAUUUUUCGUUGCCUUCGCCUCCUUCGAACUUACCCUUUCCUGCAAGUGAUGGCACAGUUAUUGAUCUUACGAUUCAAGAAAUUCAAAAAUCCAUAUCUGAUACAGUAAUUGAUCUCUGCUCUCCUCCAAUGCCCCAUGAGACUUCGACAUUAGUAGCAAUCGAACCCGAUACAAGCGAUGAGACUAGGAUGACAAGUGAGUCUCCACUUGAAAAUGAGUUAUCUGCCACUGCCGGCUUCUUGGUACCACAAAAAAGGGUGUCUCUUCAAAAAUAUCAAUGGCUCGUAAAGGAUUACAAAAAUAACGAUCCAUGCAAAUACUCGUCUUUACCUGUUCCUACGUACAUUUUCCCCAACCAAAACAACUCUUGUUUUAUCGAUGCAUCUUUGGAGCUCCUGCUCAAUGCCGUUCUUCCGUUCGUGAAUAUGUCUUUCGCUGACCAAAGCAAUGCCUAUGAUAGUGUUCUUGUCAAUGCCUAG
Mucor velutinosus is the source of this 2481-nucleotide messenger RNA. RefSeq lists its product as uncharacterized. The record is from RefSeq and is a predicted model, not a curated record. NCBI's taxonomy places the organism in Eukaryota, Fungi, Mucoromycota, Mucoromycetes, Mucorales, Mucoraceae. The transcript is spliced from 3 exons. Bases 1 to 2481 code for a protein of 826 amino acids.